Messenger RNA from Exophiala xenobiotica, 1388 nucleotides. RefSeq lists its product as uncharacterized. Gene Ontology annotation, molecular function: GTPase activity; GTP binding; GDP binding. Gene Ontology annotation, biological process: small GTPase-mediated signal transduction. NCBI's taxonomy places the organism in Eukaryota, Fungi, Ascomycota, Eurotiomycetes, Chaetothyriales, Herpotrichiellaceae. Gene Ontology annotation, cellular component: plasma membrane. Bases 427 to 993 code for a protein of 188 amino acids. The transcript is spliced from 4 exons. The record is from RefSeq and is a predicted model, not a curated record.
AAAAAGGGCCUUGAUGUUGUCGUCGUCCCUGAAAAUGUCGGUGUGGUUGAUCAGCAUCCGUCUUUUUACCAUCCCGUUGACGCACAGACAUUGAUAUUGAUCUACGAGUACCAGCUAUCCCCGUUGCAUGAGUCGUCCAUCUCGUACCGCUCUGUAUUUGUAGCUCCGCAGUGAGCCGUCAUACUUCGAGUUCUCAUUACAUACGAGCUUCUCUUCUAUUUGUCCCAUCAAUACUACUCUUACGACUGCCACAUGGCAUGACUGUGUUUGGUCCCUCGCUAACUAGACCAUAUUUCUUCGCCUUGACUUCAUUCGUGUUGGGGCUGAAGGAAGUCCCGAACCUUUUUUUCUUGAAGCCGAACAGGAACCAGGUUACUUGGGGCCUACCCAUCACUCUCUCCCUUCCUCCCGGUAUUUGUUGCAGAGAUGGCUCCCUCGCUCAAGCAGCGGAAGAUUGCGAUCCUCGGCAGUCGUUCCGUCGGGAAGUCGUCCUUAACCGUCCAAUACUGCGAAGGCCAUUUUGUCGAAAGCUACUAUCCCACCAUCGAGAAUACGUUCAGCCAUGAGAUCGUCUACAAAGGCCAGACCUUCCUCACGGAAAUCAUUGACACUGCUGGACAGGACGAGUACAGUCUCAUGAACUCCAAGCUGUACAUAGGGAUACACGGAUACAUGAUUGUGUAUUCCGUCGCCUCCAGACAGUCGUUUGACAUGGUCAGGAUCAUUCGGGAUAAACUCCUAAAUCAUCUUGGCGCAGAUACGUUACCCAUCAUGAUUGUGGGUAAUAAGAACGACGUCGAUGCAAAGAAACAGCGAAAGGUCACCGCCGAAGAAGGACAGGAGUUGGGCAAAGAACUCAACUGCGGAUGGAUCGAAACGAGUGCGAGAAACAAUACCAACGUUGCCAAAGCCUUCGAAUUGAUGAUUGCCGAAAUCGAGAAGUCACAAGAACCUGACAAGCCUGCAGGUGGAGGGAAGUGCACUGUCAUGUGAAGGAACAAUCCGCCCAACGACCUCACCACACACAUGGAACGAGGGGGACGACAUCAUUCAGAACACAUUCAAGGGGAUCUCUUGUCGGUUGUUGCAUUAUUCGGUGUUUUACUAUUGGUACGACGUUGUCAUUGAGGCGUUCAAGAGCAAACGACAUAGACGUUCGACAUCAGGAUAGAUGGUGGCUGCUUUGUGUCUUCGGUCUUUCGGUGUUGGAUCGACGAUCAGCUGUCUUUGUGAUAUUGGUCCAUGAUGAAUCCUGCUGCAGAUAUGGGUGGAGUUGUUGUUGCUUCCAAGCUGGCCAUAGUUAUCCUUGAGCAUGUUAGAGCAUUUUGAUCUUUAAAUACCGCCUGGAGUUGCGGAAGUGAUUGUAGUAUUUACCCAUUGGAUUUCGG